GAGGAUCACCGAUCAACAGAAAGAGCCGAAGAUGUCGGCUCGGUCAUGUGAUCAGCUGUGUCCAAUCACAGCUGAUCACAUGAGAGCCGGUAAUCGGCAUUCCUCGGAGGGGACAUGUACACUGAUCAUCAGAGCACCGGUGAUCACUGUGCCCUGAUGAUCUAUGUAGCCCCAGCAGUGCCACCUGCCAGUGUCCAUCAGUGCCAGCUGCCAGUGCUCAUCCAUGCCACCUGCCAGUGCCCAUCAGUGCCACAUUUCAGUGCCCAGCAGUGCCACAUCAAUUCCACAUAUCAGUGCCCAUCUGAGCUGCCUUUCAGUGCACCCAUCAGUGCCAGUCAGUGCCACCUAUCAAUGCCAGUCAGUGCCACCUAUCAGUGCUGCCAAUCAGUGCCACAUAUCAGUGCCAGUCAGUGCCCCCUAUCGGUGCCAGUCAGUGCUGCCUAUCAGUGUGCAAUCAGUGUCGCCUAUCAGUGCCCGUCAGUG
Staurois parvus is the source of this 483-nucleotide messenger RNA. The record is from the annotation of a GenBank genome assembly. NCBI's taxonomy places the organism in Eukaryota, Metazoa, Chordata, Amphibia, Anura, Ranidae.